Entamoeba dispar SAW760 is the source of this 933-nucleotide messenger RNA. Its product is annotated as Rho-associated protein kinase, putative. The coding region runs from base 1 to 933 and encodes 310 amino acids. The record is from RefSeq and is a predicted model, not a curated record. The transcript has a single exon. NCBI's taxonomy places the organism in Eukaryota, Evosea, Mastigamoebida, Endamoebidae.
AUGGAAAUCAAUUACAAAGAGUUGUACUUUAAGAAGAUUGAAGAGUGUAAAUUAAAACAUUGUUCUAAAGAGUCUGUUCAUAAGAAAGAGAAAGAAUUGAAAGAAAGAAUUGUUUUGAUAGAAAAGAAAUUAGAUGAAGCAAUAGAAAUGAUGAGAAAGAAAGAUAAGUUGACAAAUGAAGAAACAAAAGAAAUUUCUGAGCAGAUAAACACAAUGAAAUUUGAAUUAAUAUCAAAACAAGAGAAAGAAAAAUAUGAAACACAAAUAAUACAGUUAAAAAAUCAGUUUUUAAUAGAGAAAAAACAGAUGAUGGAAAAACAACAACAAUUAAUUCAACAAUUAUAUCAAUAUCAAUGCAAAUGUACUGAACUUAUUCAAACAAGAAAACAGAAUCAAAGUCAAUUAAAAGAACUCCAAACCCAAAUAGCACAAAUUAAAAUCAAUAAACAAGAAAUGAGUGAAUCAGAAGAAAUGGGAGAGAGAUGGAGAAUGAGUGAAAAGAAAAUUAAACUUCUACAAAAUGAAAAUGACCAAUUACGAGUAAAGAAUUUAGAAUUAUUAUCUCGAGAAUUUGAUUACCAAACAAUUAUCAAUAAACUCAAAACAAAAACAGAAAUCCCAACAACAGAAAAGAUAAAUGAAAAUGAAAUUAUUGUAGAUCAUUUAAGAAAUGAAAUUAAAGAAAUUAAAGAAAAUUAUCAACAAAUUGAAGGUAGUUUAAAUAAAAAAACAAAGCAAGUCAAAAAAUUAAAAAAUGAAAAAGCAGUAUUACAAGAAUCUAUAGAUUCAUUGGAGAGUGAAAUUCGUCAAUUAAAGGAUCAAAUUAUUCAACUUCAAUCAUCACUCAAAAAGAUUCAAGAAGAAAAUAAAAAGAAUGAAAAGAUUAAAAGAAGAUUAAAAGAAAAAAUAACAAUUCUAACUGAAACUCCUUAA